This is a messenger RNA of Prosopis cineraria, 2905 nucleotides long. RefSeq names its product G-type lectin S-receptor-like serine/threonine-protein kinase RLK1. Lineage: Eukaryota; Viridiplantae; Streptophyta; Magnoliopsida; Fabales; Fabaceae. The record is from RefSeq and is a predicted model, not a curated record. Gene Ontology annotation, molecular function: protein serine/threonine kinase activity; ATP binding. The transcript has a single exon. Gene Ontology annotation, biological process: protein phosphorylation. Bases 174 to 2609 code for a protein of 811 amino acids.
UUCAUGCAUGCUUGGCGAGCUCUUUUGAAAAUUCAAAGAGAAAAAGGUCUUUAAUCAUAGUCAGAGAGACGUAUAACACAUGGCCAGUAAGAGUUGACCCUGACUUGCGGCAUUUGUAUCUCAACGAUCCAUUCUUGUUGGAAUCAUCUGUGAUAGUAAAAUUGGUUCUGGGAAUGGCAUUUUCUCUGAUUCCCCUUCAACUCUGUACGCUCUUCCUGUGUGUGCCACCCAUUUGUGUUAUUGCCCAAACCAGAAGUAUCAGUCAUAGUUUAAGGGUGGGUGAUUCACUCACUGCAGGAGACAGCAUAUCCUCAUGGGUGGUUUCGCCUUAUGGAGAUUUUGCCUUUGGGUUUCAACAACUUGAAGAUGAUAAUUUCUUCUUGCUCUCCACCUGGUAUGCAAAGAUUCCAAACAGAACCAUCGUUUGGUACGCCAAUGGAGACCAUCCUGCUCCAAAGGGGUCAAGAGUUCAACUUACUGCUUCAGAAGGGCUUAAGCUUACUUCUCCUGAUGGUCAGAUUCUGUGGACUACUCGAGAUAGCCUUUCUGGUUCUGUUGUUCUUGGCGCCUUGAAUGACUUCGGCAACUUUGUUCUCAAAGAUAGGAGCUUGAAUUCUGUUUGGGAGGCUUUCGAAGAUCCUAAAGACACCCUACUGCCAUCACAAGUUUUGGGAAAAGGAGGGAUGCUUUCUUCUAGAAAAUCAGAGACAGAUUUCGCUAGGGGACGGUUCCAACUUCUUCUACGGGAUGAUGGUAAACUCGUGAUGCAUUCCAUAAACUUACCAUCUGGGUACGCUAAUGAAAAUUAUUUCGAAACUGAAACUGUUGAGUCUAAUACAUCAAGCCCCGCCAUUCAAUUAGUCCUCAACAAGUCUGGAGACUUGUAUGUUUUAAGAAAGAAUAAUAAUACAGUCGUCUUCUCAGACAUGGCAACACCCUCUCCCACUCAAUUUUAUCUUCGAGCUACUCUUGAUUACAAUGGAGUUUUCAGUUUCUAUCAACAUCCAAAGAGUUCUUAUGGCAAUGAAACUUGGACACCUCUUUGGUCUCAACCAGAUAAUAUCUGUACGGCAUCUUUAGUUAGUGAAGGAACAGGCGUUUGUGGAUACAACAGCAUUUGCACUUUGGAUAAUAAUAGUAGGCCGGUUUGUAGAUGCCCAGAAGGUUAUUCUUUAGUAGAUCCUGACGAUCCACAUGGUAGCUGUCAACCAUAUUUCAUAGACUGUAAAGAAGAGCACAGUCAAAGGAAACAUCUUUAUGAAGUUGUCACGUUAACAAAUGUUGAUUGGCCUCUCAAUGAUUAUGAUAUUCAAAGUCCUUCUACUGAAGAAGAGUGCAAACGGGCCUGUUUCGAAGAUUGCUUUUGUGCAGUUUCAAUUUUCAGAUUAGGUGACACUUGUUGGAAGAAGACAUGGCCACUUAAAAAUGGCAGAGAUGACCCGAGUUUAGAUGGUUCUAAGGCCUUUUUAAAGGUACAGGGCAAUUCCUCCCAAACUGGUCCUCCUAUCAUUGAGAGAGAUAAUCAGGGACCUAUGUUUUUUGUGUUCCCUGUGCUAUUAGGUUGUUCGGCAUUUCUUAACAUCAUGUUAAUUGGAUCAAUCUGUCUAGGCUUUCCCUUCAUUUACAUAUUCCAGAAGAAGAUCAAGAGUGUCAAUCCAAGAGACGGUGAUGUUAAAUCCAUUUUGCGUUGUUUUACUUAUGAGGAGCUUGAAGAGGCUACAAAUGGGUUCAUAGAUGAGUUAGGAAGAGGAUCUUUUGGUGUAGUUUAUAAAGGAGUCAUAAACAUGGGUUCUACAAUUCAUGUGGCAGUCAAAAGGUUGAACAACUUUCUUUUGCAAGAAGAAAAUGAGAUGGAAUUUAAGAAUGAAGUGAACGUCCUUGGUCAGACCCAUCACAAGAAUUUAGUUCGUUUGCUUGGGUUCUGUGAGGAAGGAGAAGAAAGGUUAUUGGUUUAUGAGUUCAUGAGCAACGGCACAUUGGCAAGUCUUCUUUUCAAUGACUCAAAACCAAGUUGGAACCUAAGACUAGGAAUUGCUUUUGGGGUUGCCAAAGGACUUCUUUAUUUGCACGAGGAUUGUGACACCCAAAUCAUCCAUUGUGACAUAAAGCCUCAAAACAUUCUCCUCGAUGACUUCUUUAAUCCUCAAAUCUCUGACUUCGGGUUGGCCAAACUCUUGAACAUGAAUCAAAGCCAAACGUACACAGCCAUGAGGGGAACAAAAGGGUAUGUUGCACUUGAAUGGUUCAAGAACAUGCCUAUCACGGCUAAAGUAGAUGUUUAUAGCUUCGGUGUAUUGUUACUUGAGAUUGUUUGCUGCAGAAGAAGUGUGGAAAUGGAUUCAGAAAAUGCAGAGAAGGCAAUCUUAGCAGAUUGGGCUUAUGAUUGCUUCACAGAAGGUUCUCUAGAUGCUUUGGUUGAACAAGAUCAAGAGGCAUUGGAUGACAACAUGAACCUGGAAAAAUUGGUGAUGAUUGCCAUUUGGUGUGUUCAAGAGGAUCCAACUCUUGGACCCUCCAUUAAAAAGGUUUUUCAGAUGCUUGAAGGUGUUGUUGAAGUGCCUACGCCACCAUGCCAGACCUCAAACAGUGAGAAUCAAUAUCUAUAUUAGCUACUCACUUAGCAUGAUUGAGAAAGCAUGGGCUGGUGUAUGCUAUGAUAUUAUUGUAUCGUUUGAGAACUUUAUAAUUUUCCUUAUGUCAAUUAAUCAUUAGUAUAAACUAUGAAAUGUAGAAUAAGUCAUACUAUUUACGAGUCAAUAUGACCCAUUUUCUCGUAUUCCAUACAAUGUUUGCAAAAACAUAUUUAGUUAUGCUAACUUUAUGGAUAUAUCAGCUUAGGAACCAAAAUGUAAGAUUUGUAUAGUCUUUUUUUCAACUAAGUUUGAUAUUCUGUUCGGUUAAUUAC